Molecule: messenger RNA, 1039 nt
Organism: Melitaea cinxia (Glanville fritillary)
Lineage: Eukaryota; Metazoa; Arthropoda; Insecta; Lepidoptera; Nymphalidae
Gene: stops
Exons: 3
Coding region: 1-1026 (341 amino acids)
Biological process (GO): intracellular signal transduction
Source: RefSeq, a predicted model, not a curated record
AUGGAUUCCUUUAUGGAGUUUUACUUCGAUGAAGUGUUCAGUACUAUACAGCGUGACGGUUUAAAUGAGAGAUUUAAAAGACGUGAAUUAGUGGAGUAUUUCAAUACAGUGAUCGCUGGAUGUGCUAAAGGUCAAAACAAGUCGGAUAACGCAACAUGUAAAUCCUUUGUAUCCUCAGCACUUAGAUACCACAAUCGUUGCAAAACAGAUAAUGGUGAUGUAUGUCUAAUGGGAAAAUACCAUAACCUUCUCUAUAUAGCUAUGAAACUAGCUUUCGACUGGAGUCUACAAGAUAAUGGUACCGUGGCCGCUUUGUUAGAUGAGUUGUAUGCUUGUGAAGGUACUUUUGAGCGAAUAUUUCUCGGUGCAAUUUUUGGCACAUCGGCUCCAUAUUUCUUAGCUGGAUGGAAGUCUGAUUUUAUGGAUAAAGAAGAAAAUGUUCACGCUUUGGUGUUUUUCUUGGAUCACGCGACAAACGCUGGCUUAGAGUACAAAGACGGUGCCAAGAGUUAUCGUUUCAUAGAUGUUCCACUAGAAAGUUGUGGAAGAGCAUCUCCAGUAAGAGUUGUUAUACAAAUGGGAGCGUCUGAGAUACUUAUGAUACUUCUGAGAUUCGGUGCCAGGAUAACAUCUGACCACGUAUCAUCCAAUCCAAUUGAAUCCAUACUAGAUAGAUUGAAAGAAUACAAUAGAAAGUAUCCAUACGAACUUGUAUCAUGUCUUCAAUUGACCCUAAGAGCUGUACCUAGAAUUAAUUUAACCGUAGAUAAAGCUGCAUUGAAACAUUUAGAAUUGCCCGAUGACUACAAUUAUCAAAGGAAAUUAAUUUUAGAAAAAUAUGGUGAAAUAUUAGAAGAUCAUUUAAUACCGUCUUCAAGAUGUGGCUUAAAACCCGUAGAGUUAAAACAUCUCUGUAGGUGUAAAAUUAGACAAAUGCUAUGGGAAAAUUUUGAGCUGCCAUUUGGUAUUCAAAAGCUACCCGUGCCUACAACAUUGAAGAAGUAUUUGGAUUUGUUUGAUGAUUAAAUUUUACAAAAUA